AUGGCUGACAAGCAGUAUCGUGUAAAAGUCUACUCACUGAACGAGGACCACCAAUGGGAUGAUCUCGGCCCUGGGCACAUCUCUUCCAGCUACGUGAAGCACCUCCAGGGCAUGUGCCUGCUCGUGCGGUCGGAUUCCCAUGACUCACUAAUCUUGGAAUCAAAGAUAAAUUCAAAUACGCCUUAUCAGAAACAACAGGAAACUCUGAUUGUCUGGUCUGAAGCAGAGAGCCAUGGCAUGGCGUUACGUUUCCAGGACGCUGAGGGUUGUCAUAAGAUCUGGGAAGACAUUUGCCGGGUUCAAGGAAAAGACCCAUCCGUCGUAAUCACACAGGACCUCUUGGAGGAACCCAUAGAUAAACAACUGGAUGAAGUACUGGAAACCAAUAAUGUGUUUGAACUGCCUAACUGUGAACUCAGUAAACUUGAGGAGAUUUCCGACUUCAUUACCUCAGUUCUCGCUUCACCGAUCCAUAAGGAGAGACUGGCUCUGAUCUUAGAAAAUGAGGACUAUAUUAAAAAUUUGCUGCAGCUGUUCCACACUUGUGAGGACCUACGGGACACUACAGGCUUACACCAUUUGUAUGAAAUUAUUAAAGGCAUCUUAUUCCUUAACAAGACAGCUCUCCUUGAGAUCCUGUUUUCUGCUGAGUGUAUCAUGGAUGUGGUGGGAUGCCUCGAGUAUGACCCUGCUUUGGCUCAGCCAAAAAGGCAUAGGGAAUUCUUGACCCAAAAUGCGAGGUUCAAGGAAGUUGUACCAAUAACAGACCGUGAACUUCGGCAAAAAAUACAUCAGACAUACAGGGUACAGUACAUCCACGACAUCCUUCUGCCUGCACCAUCCAUGUAUGAAGAGAAUUUUCUUUCUACUCUUAACACUUUUAUUUUCCUCAACAAGGUUGAGAUAGUCAGCAUGAUGCAGGAUCAUGCCAACUUUUUGUCUGAAGUGUUUGCACAGUUAAGGGAUGAGACUACAGAUGACGAUAGACGGCGCGAAUUGCUAUUUUUCUUCAAGGAAUUCUGCGCGUUUUCUCAGACAUUACAGCGUUCAAGAAAGGAUGCACUGUUCAAAACGUUGACAGAAUUGGGGAUUCUUCCUGUUCUUAAAAUCGUCAUGAGCAUGGAGGAUUUGCAGAUAAGGUCAGCUGCUACUGAUAUAUUUACUUAUCUAGUGGAAUAUAGUCCAUCCAUGAUUCGAGAAUUUAUCAUGGAAGAAGCCCAAGAGAGUGAAGACGGUAACCUUUUCAUUAAUUUAGUCAUUGAGCAAAUGAUGUGUGAUACUGAUCCUGAGCUGGGAGGUGCUGUUCAUUUAAUGGGACUUCUUCGUACUCUACUUAAUCCAGAAAACAUGCUAGCAACAUCUAGUAAAUGUGAAAGAAGUGAAUUUCUAAAUUUCUUCUAUCAUCAUUGUAUUCAUAACUUCAUAGCACCACUUUUUGUCACCACUUCAGAAGAUAUAUGUGAAGGAGAUAAUGUAGUUGGAUCCGACAAAAACAACACAAAUUGCCUCAGUGCUCUCCGCUUUAUGAGAAGAAUGAUUGGCCUUAAAGAUGAACUUUAUAAUUGUUACAUCAUCAAGGGAAAUCUUUUUGAGCCAGUUGUCAAUGCUUUUCUGGGUAACGGAACUCGGUACAAUAUGUUGAAUUCAGCUGUUAUUGAGCUGUUUGAAUAUAUAAGAGUGGAAAAUAUCAAAUCUCUUGUUGAACAUAUAGUUGAAAAGUUUUAUAAAACACUUGAAUCGAUUGAAUAUGUUCAGACAUUCAAAGGAUUGAAGAUUAAAUAUGAACAAGAGAAAGACCGGCAGAGUCAAAUACGGAGGAAUUUACAUUCUAUACUGUAUAGUAAAAUACUUUUCAGGAGUAUCAGCAUCGUGGAGAAGAAAGAAGAAAAGCGUUUUAAAGGAAAUUCAGAGGAAGGCGAAGCAAUUAUACCGCCACUGGAAAAUGAUUUUCAAGAUCGUUAUAAAUUUAUGGAGACGAAAAAAACAAAAGAAAAUGAAAACAAGGUAGAUCCUCCUAAAGGAGAGUCUUCGGGGGCCUCCAAAUUCGCUUCAUCCCAUGCUGCUGCUGCUAAUGGAGCACGUAGCCUGCAUGGUAGCAGCACCGUUGGCUUAAUGAAUCGUCCCAAUGACGAAGAAAAAGAUAAGGAAGAUGAAACACCCCCCAGGAAGAGAUCACAUCUUAGCUCAUAA
Messenger RNA from Ailuropoda melanoleuca (giant panda), 2190 nucleotides. RefSeq names its product serine/threonine-protein phosphatase 4 regulatory subunit 3B. Lineage: Eukaryota; Metazoa; Chordata; Mammalia; Carnivora; Ursidae. Gene Ontology annotation, biological process: DNA damage response; protein dephosphorylation. The record is from RefSeq and is a predicted model, not a curated record. Bases 1 to 2190 code for a protein of 729 amino acids. The transcript has 2 exons. Gene Ontology annotation, cellular component: protein phosphatase 4 complex; nucleoplasm. Gene Ontology annotation, molecular function: protein phosphatase activator activity.